AUGGCCACCUCGGCGCAAGAUGCCAUCGGCUACGAACGGACGCAGGCCUUUCAGCUGGUCAUGGCCGUGGUCAAGGCCUUGCUGGUGAUCCUCUUCAGCGUCCACGUGCUGGGCUGCUUCUGGUUCUUUGUUGGUCGCAUCAGCAUUGAGAAUGGUCUGGAGAAUUGGCUGGUGAACUACAGGUUUGAUAGCCGCACAGGUCCCGAGCAGUACCUGGCGAGUUGUCAUUGGAUCCUAGGACAGUUCACCCCGGCACCCAGCAGCAUUCAUGCGAUGAACACCUCGGAGCGCGGCUACAACCUCUUCGUGAUCUUCUUCUCCUUACUGGUGGUGGGUAGCUGCAUCAGCCGCGUCAGUGCCACCAUUCAGCAAGUGAUCAAGCUGAACUCCGAGGUCAGUGACAGGAAGAGGUCCGUGGCCAUGUAUCUGAAGAUGAACAAGAUCAGCAUGCACCUUUGCAUCCGCGUCAUGCGCUUCGUGGAUCACAGUUUGGGACGUCACAAGGCAGCUCCCUUGGACACGUCGCUCUUGUCCUCCAACCUGAUCAAUGAGCUCCACAUGGACCGGCGGGGGCCCAUCCUGCGAAAGCACCAGAUGUACGGCUUCAUGGAGAUGAUCUCGCCCAAGGCUUUCACCCGUUUGUGCGGCCUGCUUCAGCUCAAUGUUUUUGAGGACAACGAGGUGAUCUUCGCACGCUUCAGCGAGGGCGCGGGGAUGUACAUCUUGGGGCCUGGACAUUACCAGGAGCAGACGGACGACGAGAUCUCCAACUUCCAUCAAACGGAUCAUACCUUCUGGUCCGAGAUCGCCCUGUUUAUGAACUUCCAGCAUACCACCACCGUCUGCAGCUUGCAAUUCAACGACACCUUCGUGCUCAAGCCUGCAUCCUUGGUGCAAGCCAUCCAGGAGCAUCCAGAAUGCUGCAGUUAUGUCUACCAGUACGCUCGUACCUUGCAGGGCAGGCUCAAUGCACAGGAGACUGUUGCUGAGGAAGUUUUGAGCGCAGAGGCCAUUCGGAGGUGCAGCGAAGGGACGGACGUCUAUCAAUUGCGGCACCUAUCAAAGGAAAAGAUGCUGGGGCACUUCAAGAUCAAGGGGCCUCAUCCAGGGCGCGAGGAGAUCUUGGCGUUCAUCCAGUCGGUGCUGUCCGGAGAGACCCCCGCAGGGGAAAAAACACUGAAGGACUUGGAGAGGCUCUUCCCCGAGCUCCUUCCGGAGGUGGGAACCCACGCGCUCUUCACCAGCGACACGGAGAGAUUUCGGGCGCUGAGCUGCAUGAUGAGUGCUUUGUGGUUGGCUGCUGAUCGCUAUGACGAUUUCACAUCUGGACAACCAGGAAAGAAGAAGCUGCGACCUGAACAGUGGCAACAAAUGCAGGAUUUCGUGGUGUGGACGGGCAUCAAGGAGAGACCGGACUGGAUCCAUGGUUUGCUGAUGUACCUGGCAGUGAAAGGCCUGGGUCGUUCCAAGCACCUCACGAUGCAACUGCCCAAGCAGUGCCAACAGCCCGACAGCGCCGUGUCGAAGCUCUUGGAGAACCAUCUCAAUGUGGUGCCUUCCUUCGAGAUCUUGACGGAGGAGACCGCAGACCUUGUCGCCUCGAUCUCGGAGUUGCACGAAAGCUUCGUCUUCGGGCAGUUCAUGCAAGCUGAGAACACACCGUUGAGCCUGCAAAUCCUGCGACAAAGGGCGGCAGAGCAAGAUGAGGCAGCCUACAAAUUGUUUUUGUUCUCUGCCUUGGGCAUGUUAGCCGGCAUCGGCGCGACGGCAGGAGCUACGCACUCGCCCUUCCUCACGCAAGGCACCACACUAACGGUGCUGUAUAGCCUACAAGCCUUGCAAAAGUUGCAGCUGCGCAGCAGCCAAGAGAUCUACUGGAGCUAUCUCUGUCACUGGGGCCGAUCUUUGGCAUUGUCCACGCACACCCUAGAAGAUUUGGCAUUCCUACGCCUGGCAUGUAUCUGCCGGACCAGGGAACGAAGCGCCAUGGAACUGGCCUACAGCUCCUGGGCCUCCUUGGCUUUGAGCGAACGGCAAGCGCUGACGGAGUUCUUGUUGGCGGAUGGCAUCCAUUUCCAUGCGGUUCUCUUCAGCUACCUUCCGGAUUGCUUUGCGAAUGCGCACAAGAAUCACAAGGUGGGUCUUGCCUCCAUGCUGAUUCUACUGGUGGAAUUGGUGGAAAUCACCUGGACGCAGCUGGGCAUCGGCGUGCUGCCGCACCAGGUCACGGUGCACCUUGGGGACUUGGCGGCCUUUACGGCGGCGGUGCGCAGUCGCAGCGUCUUCUUCUCCUGCCACUGGGCAUCCGAUCGCCGAUGCCGAUGCCAACUGACAACUAAGCAGCAAACAUCUACAAAAAUGGAAUGGAUAGUGGCACUCCCAAUCCCACAUGAUUGA
Messenger RNA from Cladocopium goreaui, 2397 nucleotides. The record is from the annotation of a GenBank genome assembly. Lineage: Eukaryota; Dinophyceae; Suessiales; Symbiodiniaceae.